This is a messenger RNA of Magnusiomyces paraingens, 2334 nucleotides long. RefSeq lists its product as uncharacterized. The coding region runs from base 1 to 2334 and encodes 777 amino acids. Gene Ontology annotation, biological process: transcription by RNA polymerase III. The record is from RefSeq and is a predicted model, not a curated record. Gene Ontology annotation, molecular function: protein binding. Gene Ontology annotation, cellular component: transcription factor TFIIIC complex. NCBI's taxonomy places the organism in Eukaryota, Fungi, Ascomycota, Dipodascomycetes, Dipodascales, Dipodascaceae. The transcript has a single exon.
AUGCCGCCGAGACGUUCAACAAGGUCCCGAAGCUCGGCCUCAACACCGACUCUCGACGCGUAUUUCAGUCGGAGCUCGUCGCCACAGACUCCCCGGGACACCAAUUCUCCAAAACCCGACGCGAAAAGUAGCCUGGAAGAAAUAAAACCUAAUUCAAAACAAUCCGAACAAGACCCACCAAAACAACAACCAACAGAACUGCCUGUUGAGCAAUCACAACACUCCGAAAAUCCUUCAAAGCAAUUGGAACAACCCGAAAUCCCUCCUAGGCAAUCAGAAAAAGUUGCUGAAAUCCCUGUAGAACAACUCGAAAUCCCUGCUCAACAACCAGAUCCUCCUAAAAGGCGCCGUGGACGGCCCCCAAAAAACAGCAAGCCUUCUUUACCAGGAGCACCCGAACCCCCCAAACCGAAACCGAAACCUAAAUCAACUCCAAAGUCAACAACUUCCAAAAGGAAACCAAAGUCAACUCUUAAAGAAACACCAAAACCAACUCCUAAAGAAAAACCAUUGCGAAGAGCCUACCGACGUGCGAAAAAAGAAAGCGAAGACGAGGAAGAGUAUGUGGAUGAAGAGAAUAACGAUGACGAUGAUGACGAUGACGAUGAUUUUCAAGAACCCGACCAUGAAGAUGACCCGGACGAGCCCAUGGAUGAAGAGGAUGAUGACUUUGAAGCAGAAGAUGAGAAGCCACGCAGACGUCGUGGCCGUUCACGCGGAAGUAGCACCACCGCUAAAACGCCAACGCGUAAAUCUGCUACAAAUACACAUAAAGGUGAAAGUCUUACAGCCUCCAACAAGCGCAAAAUGCAGGGCUCCGUCAUGAUACAAAUGCAUCUGUUGGUGGGCCAUGACCAGCAAAGCCUGACCCGGGCCGUGCUGAUGCGCCAACACUGGGAAAACUCAAUCUUUAUGCCCAAAGCCUCACAAAUGGGCCAGGGAAUGGUAUAUCCAACUAACGACGACGCGCCCAUAGCUUUGGACUUUUCCCAGCAGUCCCUCAAUACUCUUUCGGCUGAUGAAGCUGCAAAAUUUCUCGUUAAUCCAUCAACCCCCCUCAUAAUAGACGACCAACAAAUCCCCCUCUUUGAAAGUAAACCCACGGAAUCUCCUAACAGCUUUUUUCUCAAUGCUGGCGGUGUAGUCACCUCAAUUUCUUGGGCAGAAGCCCAUGCAAACCCAGAGACCCAAUACCUGGCAGUAGGUCUACUGGACGAUCCAGGCCGCGACCCUGUGUCAUCGCCAAUUGUGUCUGAAGUGACUUCAAUUUUCGCCAAAUCCUCAUACCCUUCAUCUGUCUAUAUUUAUCGCGUCGACCUUACCAAUUCCCUAGCUUCUCUGGUUUUCACGCUUUCCGGUGACUUUGGAAGUGCACUAAAAGUGGCUUGGCGUCCACUUGUGACCCCACAAGACCGCACAAACAAUUCAUUGGGUUCUCUUGCUGUGCUUUCACAAGACGGAGGUCUUCGCGUGUACAAUUUGCCCCUACCAACAACAUCUUCCUCGCCUAUCCAUCUUCAUGCUCAAACACCCUUUCGCGAAUAUUUUCUGCCAGAUCCAUAUAAAAUCAUUACUUUUUGCUGGCGUACUUCUGAAGCUCUUUCUGUUGCAAGUACCGAGGGCCAAGUUGCCGAAUUCGACAUUUCAGAUACCUCGGAAUUUUCUACUGAACCGUCCUUCUUCGAAACCAUCUUCCAAUCGGCAGUAAUAACCAUGACUUCUGGAUACCCAAAUAACAAAACCAUUCUAAUUCUUUCUUCAACAGAUGGUCACAUGUGUAUCUUUGACGUCCACAACCCUCUCCACCGUAUCUACAACCACCGUCGAAAAGGAUCGGCCGCUGUUGUGGCCUAUUUACCCCAUCUCGAGUGUCUAAUUUUCGGAGACGAUAGUCAUUUUGCCUACGCUACUUACAUUCGUCUCUUCAAAUCCCAUGUCUACACAAAUGCUGUGGCAAACCAUGCAUCAACAACUAUGGCACUUGCCGUUUCCAAAUAUCACCCAUACUUUUUGAGCGGUGGUGCUGAUGGCACUGUAAUCACCGGUAACCUCGUGCGCAAGCUUAUGGCCCGCAAGCGCAUCAAGAUCUCUCCAUAUGAACAAGGACUGUUAUGGGCCCUCGACUUUAGUUCCAAGGAAAAAAAGUACCGCAUCCACGACCUCUACAAACCUUCAGUUUUGGAAAAACACAAAGCACUUGACAUUGAGCAGAUCUUCCCGCAAAAUGUCACCAUCAAGGACUUGGCCUGGAGCACUUGUUUUGACACUGCAGAAUGGUACGCAGCCGCAUCUACUGGCGGCAUCAUUCGAUUCCAACGUCUAUAUGAUACUUAA